Molecule: messenger RNA, 2626 nt
Organism: Gorilla gorilla gorilla (western lowland gorilla)
Lineage: Eukaryota; Metazoa; Chordata; Mammalia; Primates; Hominidae
Gene: ZNF695
Product: zinc finger protein 695
Exons: 4
Coding region: 157-1704 (515 amino acids)
Biological process (GO): regulation of transcription by RNA polymerase II
Molecular function (GO): RNA polymerase II cis-regulatory region sequence-specific DNA binding; DNA-binding transcription factor activity, RNA polymerase II-specific
Source: RefSeq, a predicted model, not a curated record
GCGGGGCCUUUGUCUCCUUGCGGCGGGCGGGGUGCUGGGUUCCCCUCUGCUGCCUCUCGGAGAGUCCCGGGUGACUGCCGCAGGCUCCAUCGCCCUGUGGCCUGCAGGUAUUGCGAGAUUUAUAGGGAGGACGCUGGGACCCCCAAAAGCUGGGAAAUGGGACUGUUGGCAUUCAGGGAUGUGGCUCUAGAAUUCUCUCCAGAGGAGUGGGAAUGCCUGGACCCAGCUCAGCAGAGUUUGUAUAGGGAUGUGAUGUUAGAGAACUACAGAAACCUGAUCUCCCUUGGUGAGGAUAACUUCAAUAUGCAAUUCCUAUUUCACAGUCUUGCUAUGUCUAAGCCAGAACUGAUCAUCUGUCUGGAGGCAAGGAAAGAGCCCUGGAAUAUGAACACAGAGAAGACAGCCAAACACUCAGCUUCGUCUUCUUAUCUUACUGAAGACAUUUUGCCAGAGCAGGGCCUGCAAGUUUCAUUCCAAAAAGUGAUGCUGAGAAGAUAUGAAAGAUGUUGUCUUGAGAAAUUACGCUUAAGGAAUGACUGGGAAAUUGUGGGUGAGUGGAAAGGGCAGAAGGCAAGUUAUAAUGGACUUGACCUAUGCUCAGCAACUACUCAUAGCAAAAACUUUCAAUGCAAUAAAUGUGUGAAAGGUUUUAGUAAAUUUGCAAAUCUAAAUAAACGUAAGAUAAGCCAUGCUGGAGAAAAACCAUUCAAAUGCAAAGAAUGUGGCAAUGUCUCUUGCAUGUCUUUAAUAAUGACUCAACAGCAGAGAAUCCAUAUUGGAGAGAACCCCUACCAAUGUAAAAAAUGUGGCAAAGCCUUUAAUGAGUGCUCAUGCUUUACUGACUGUAAGAGAAUUCAUGUUGGAGAGAAACAUUGCAAAUGUGAAGAAUAUAAUAACAUUUUUAAGUCUUGCUCAAGUCUUGCUAUUGUUGAGAAAAAUCAUACUGAAAAGAAAACCUACAGAUGUGAAGAAUGUGGCAAAGCUUUUAACCUGUGCUCAAUUCUUACUAAACAUAAGAAAAUUCAUACUGGAGAGAAACCAUACAAAUGUGAAGAAUGUGGCAAAUCCUUUAAGUUGUUCCCAUACCUUACUCAACACAAGAGAAUUCAUAGUAGAGAGAAACCCUACAAGUGUGAAGAAUGUGGCAAAGUCUUUAAAUUGUUGUCAUACCUUACUCAACAUAGAAGAAUUCAUACUGGAAAGAAAACCUUCCAAUGUGAAGAAUGUGGAAAAGCCUUUAACCAGAGCUCACAUCUGACUGAACAUAGGAGAAUUCAUACUGGUGAGAAACCAUACAAAUGUGAGGAAUGUGGCAAAGCUUUUACCUGGUUCUCAUACCUUAUUCAGCAUAAGAGAAUUCAUACUGGGCAGAAACCCUACAAAUGUGAGGAAUGUGGCAAAGCUUUUACCUGGUUUUCAUACCUUACUCAACAUAAGAGAAUUCAUACUGGAGAGAAACCCUACAAAUGUGAUGAAUGUGGCAAAGCUUUUAACUGGUUUUCAUAUCUUACUAAUCAUAAGAGAAUUCAUACUGGAGAGAAACCCUACAAAUGUGAAGAAUGUGGCAAAGCCUUCGGCCAGAGCUCACACCUUUCUAAACAUAAGAUAAUUCAUACCAGAGAGAAACCAUACAAGUGUGAGGAAUGUGGCAAAGCCUUUAACCACUCUGCACAACUUGCUGUACAUGAGAAAACUCAUACCUGAGAAAAACCCUACAAAUCUAAACAAUAUGGCAUAGUCUUUAAUACCUAUUCACAACUUUACAGCAGAACAUUUUUACUGAAUAAGAGUGUUACAAAUGUAAUGACUGUCAAAAGGCCAUUUACAGUCUAUAAGCCUUUGAGUGCACUAAAAUGUUUAGGCUACGAACAAUACAAAUAGACCGGUUCAACACCUCCACUUAUAUCACAGCUCUUACUGUACACAGAAGAAUUUAUACUGGAGGGAAACCCUCCAGUUGCUCCAACUGUAUUCAACUUCAAAGACUUUGUAUUGGAGAGAAACCCUACAAAUGUAAUAAAUGCAGAAAAAACAUUUGUUCAAAAAAUAUAGCUUAGAAAACACCAGAGUGUUCACACUAAAAACCGUUUUACAGAUGCAGUAAAUGUGAAAAAAUAUCUAAUCAAAAAUUACAUCAAAACACAUCCAAGAAUUCAUAGUAAAAAGCACUAAGUCACUGACACUUUCAGACAUUACUGUAAAUCUGAGUGUUGGUUAUAGAGAAUAAUUCAAAGUUAAGUUAAAAUAAGUAGGAGAUUCACCUUUUGGGGAAUUUAUAAUUACAUUUCAAGUAUACCUUUUGGUGCCAGGCACAGUGGCUCUUUCCUAUAAUUGCUGCACUUUUGGAUGCCGAGGUGGGGGGAUUGCUUGAGCCCAGGAGUUUGGGACCAGGCUGGGCAACAUGGCAAAACCUCAUCUCUACAAAAAAUAAAAUAAAAGCCAGGCUUGGUGGCACAUGCCUGUUGUCCCAGCUACUUGGAAGGCUCAGGUGGGAGGAUUGCUUGAGCCUGGAGGUUGAGGAUGCAGUGAGCUGCUAUCUUGCAACUUCACUCCUGCCUGGGCAACAGAGCAAGACCCUGUCUCCAUAAUAAUAAUAACAACAUAAUAAAAAAGUAUACUCGGUGCA